AUGACAGAUGAUGGGCGGAACCAAACAAAUAAUAUGCGUUUAAAAAUAAAACAUUUAGUUUUAAAUGAAAAUGAACAAUUUCAAUUUUUAUUUUGUGCUUCUGAUACAAAAAUUCUGUUUCCAAAUUUAACUAAUUUGACAUUAUUAUCGAUUAACUGUAAACGUUUUCUUGAUUGUUCACCGAUUACAUCAACCAUCUCUUAUUUACAUAUUUUAUUUGAUGGGAAUCCAUAUAAAAAUUCAAUUUCUCAUAAUGAAAAUGUUCAUCGAUAUUUAUUUUCGAAUAAAACUAAUUUAUCAGUCGUUAUUAUAGAGAAUAUUCAUUUAUCUCGAAUAUUUGAUUUUUCACCAACAAUUAACCAAUUAAAAAUAACUGUAAAAUAUUAUUCUGAUUUAAUUUAUCUAUUAUUGAAUCCAAAUAAUAUUACAGAUUUGAAUGUUAAAUGUCUACAAUUAGAUGUCAAUGAAGGUAAUUUUUUAAUGUGGAAAACUAAUAUAUAUUGUGAAAGCUUUAGUAGAACUGUAAAAGAUGUUGACUAUACAAGAUUGAAAAUUGGACGCUCUGUAAUUUGUUUUAUUCGAAAAACAGAGAUUCCACAAGAAUAA
Messenger RNA from Didymodactylos carnosus, 606 nucleotides. The record is from the annotation of a GenBank genome assembly. Lineage: Eukaryota; Metazoa; Rotifera; Eurotatoria; Philodinida; Philodinidae.